Dermochelys coriacea (leatherback sea turtle) is the source of this 1809-nucleotide messenger RNA. RefSeq names its product zinc finger protein 420-like. The record is from RefSeq and is a predicted model, not a curated record. Gene Ontology annotation, cellular component: nucleus. Lineage: Eukaryota; Metazoa; Chordata; Testudines; Dermochelyidae. Bases 97 to 1809 code for a protein of 570 amino acids. The transcript has 4 exons.
AAACCUGAUGUGAUCUCCCCGCUGGAACAAGGGAAAGAGCCAUGGGUCUCAGAGGAAAGAGAGAUCUUGAGAGCUCCCUGCACAGCAGGUGAUGCCAUGCUUUGUGAGAAGGAGGAGCAGAAUUCUCAGCAGGAAAAUGUUGAGCAAAUCGAUAAACACAGAGAAUUAUCGCAAAAAUGGAAAAGGAAUAUAUCCAGGAGUCAUGAGCAGGGAAAAUCCUUUGCGAUUCAUUACAGACCAGAAAGAGAGCAGGGAAACCAGCCAUUGGAGAAAAUGGGUAAAUUUAUUUUCUGUCGGAGAACUCAACAGGGCCUCAAGGAAAUGGCAAUCCAGCAGGAAAUCCUCAGGAGAAAAAGGAAAAAUACAUGCAGUGAGUGUGGGAAAAGCUUCACUCAACUAUCAGCCCUUUCUAAUCAUCAGAGAAUCCACACAGGAGAGAGGCCCUAUGAAUGCCAUGAGUGUGGGAAAACCUUCAUUACCAGCUCAGCCUUUUCUAAUCAUCAGAGAAUCCACACAGGGGAGAGGCCCUACAAAUGCAGUGAGUGUGGGAAAACCUUCAUUAGGGGCUCUGCCCUUUCUAAUCAUCAGAGAAUCCACACAGGAGAGAGGCCCUAUGAAUGCCAUGAGUGUGGGAAAAGUUUCAUUACCAGCUCAGCCUUUUCUAAUCAUCAGAGAAUCCACACAGGGGAGAGGCCCUACAAAUGCAGUGAGUGUGGGAAAACCUUCAUUAGGAGCUCUGCCCUUUCUAAUCAUCAGAGAAUCCACACAGGAGAGAGGCCCUAUGAAUGCCAUGAGUGUGGGAAAAGCUUCAUUACCAGCUCAGCCUUUUCUGCUCAUCAGAGAAUCCACACAGGGGAGAGGCCCUACGAAUGCAGUGAGUGUGGGAAAACCUUCAUUAGGAGCUCUGCCCUUUCUAAUCAUCAGAGAAUCCACACAGGAGAGAGGCCCUAUGAAUGCCGUGAGUGUGGGAAAAGCUUCAUUACCAGCUCAGCCUUUUCUGCUCAUCAGAGAAUCCACACAGGGGAGAGGCCCUACGAAUGCAGUGAGUGUGGGAAAACCUUCAUUAGGAGCUCAGCCCUUUCUAAUCAUCAGAGAAUCCACACAGGCGAGAGGCCCUACGAAUGCAGUGAGUGUGGGAAAUGCUUCAUUCAAAGAUCAGGCCUUUUUCAGCAUCAGAGAAUCCACACAGGGGAGAGGCCCUAUGAAUGCAGUGAGUGUGGGGAAAGCUUCAGUCAAAGAUCAGGCCUUUUUGAGCAUCAGCGAAUCCACACAGGGGAGAGGCCCUACGAAUGCAGUGAAUGUGGGAAAAGCUUCAUUCAAAGAUCAGGCCUUUUUCACCAUCAGAGAAUCCACACAGGGGAGAGGCCCUAUGAGUGCAGUGAGUGUGGAAAAUGCGUCACUAGCAGCUCAGCCCUUUCUAAACAUCAGAGAAUCCACACAGGGGAGAGGCCCUAUGAAUGCGGUGAGUGUGGGAAAAGCUUCACUAGCAGCUCAGCCCUUUCUAAACAUCAGAGAAUCCACACAGGGGAGAGGCCCUACGAAUGCAGUGAGUGUGGGAAAAGAUUCAUUCAAAGAUCACACCUUUUUCAACAUCAGAGAAUCCACACAGGGGAGAGGCCCUACGAAUGCAGUGAGUGUGGGAAAACUUUCACUAGGAGCUCAUUCCUUUCUGAACAUCAGAGAAUCCACACAGGGGAUAGGUCCUACAAAUGCAUUGAGUGUGGGAAAAGCUUCACUCAAAGAUCAGACCUUUUCCAGCAUCAGAGAAUCCACAGAGGGGAGAGGCCCUGUCAUAAAUAUAAAGGGUAG